AUGGAAGAAACCAUCGCCGAGCUACGACGUCAGCUUGAGGAGGAGAGACAGGCGCGAGAAAAAGAAAGAAAGGCGCGAGAAGAGGCAGAGCGUCGUGAAGAAGAAGAGAAAAAGGCGCGAGAACAGGCAGAGCGUCGUGAAGAAGAAGAAAAAAGGGCGCGAGAAGAGGCAGAGCUGCGAGUGCAGCCCAACACACUGUUUCGCCUUCUCGAUCGCUGUCACAACUCUUUAUCUCAAGCGAUCCGAGUUGAGACGGAUGCGACCCUCACGACCCAGGGUGACGCGACCGACCCAGUGAACCGACUUUACCCCCAGCGCAUAGUCCCUUGGCUUGACUUCCCUCAACUCCAAGAGCAAAUCUGGGGGAAAUUCGACCGCACGGGUGCCUUCACCUCGCGCCCCCUCUUCCCUUCUGAUACCCAAAUAGAUUAUGUUGUUACGAAUACCCAGAACAAGCCGAUCUAUUCGGAAGCGUCCCUUCGGAAUUUUGAGCGAGACACGGUGGAUAACUUUGUCGAAAAGGUAAUUAAGGCUUUGCGAGAUGAUGAACCCCUUCGCAAUGAAUUUGGAAUCCAGGGCCAAGUCACCUUCUAUGACCGCGCGAACCCAUCGGAAACUUCGCUGGAGAACAGCUUGGAGGAAAUGAAUCUUCAAGACGCACGGACACCCCAACGGCCAGCGAACACAAGGCGUGGGAAAGGCGGAGGAAGAGGGAGAGGAGCGCCGCAGAGACAAAAGAGUGCUGGUACGGCACGAAGACGCAAUCGCCGCGCGGACCAGUUUUGCGUGCACAUUGUGGCCAACGAGCGACAAAAACCAGUGUAUGCAGUGGAGUUCAAAGCGCCGCACAAGGUGACAAUCCCCGAAUUGGUGGCGGGUCUACACCAGAUGGACCUGGCUCGCGAUGUCAUUGACCAGGAAGGCGACACGUUUGAGUUUUAUGCCACCUGCCUCGUCGCCGCUGUGGUCACUCAGAUAUUCUCAUAUAUGAUUGACAGCGGGGUUCAAUACGGCUACAUCUGCACGGGGGAAGCUUUUGUUUUUCUUCAUAUCCCGAAGGAUGAUCCCACGGUUGUUCAAUAUUUCAUGUGUAUCCCGAAUCAGGACGUGCAGGCGGAUGAUGAAUUGUGCCUCCACCGGACCGCCAUCGGUCAGGUGCUUGCAUUCACCCUUCAAGCGCUAGCCGCCGAAGCUCCGUCUCAAGAAUGGCAUGAUGCGGCACACGACAAGCUAAAGACCUGGGAGGUCGAAUACCUAGACGUGUUGAGGAAAAUCCCCGAGACUCUCCGUAAAGACCCACCAGCCUCCAAUUAUCGACCCUCGCACUGGAAACUGGAGCCGAAGACACACAAUACACGAUCCCGUGCUCGCUGCAAACCAGGCAUGUCUACUCCGAAGCAUUCGUCAACCGAAGGCAGCGGCAGUGAUGAAGAAUCGCAUUCGCCAUCCAUCGCAGCAGCGGCUCGCAGCAGGUCGAGCCGCGGCCGAGGCAACAACCGUCAAUCGACCAAGGAAAGCGAAAGCACACGAGCCGGUCGGGACAACAAACAGACCUCUCGAAAAGACGUGCAAUUUACGCGACCCUACUGCACAAUUGCCUGCAUCUGCGGCAUGGUCAACCGAGACCCUCUGGAUAAAGAAUGCCCCAACUGGGAACUCCACGGUGGACAGAGACACUCCAUGGGUCCGCAGGAGUUCACACGCCGGCUUCACCGUCAGCUUGCCCGAAACCGAAACCAUGGGUUUGAACAACUCCACGUCUGUGGUCGGACAGGUUACCUCGUUAAAGCUACCCUUCUGUCACACGGAUACACUGUGAUAAUCAAGGCUACCACGGCGGACAAGCAGCAUCUCAUUCAGGCAGAGGCGGAUAAUUACCGUUAUCUCAGGAGCCUGCAGGGAAAACAGAUCCCCGUCUGUCUGGGGACAAUCACACCACGAGUCUCAUAUUGGUACCAUGGCCAAUUAAUGGCGCAGAUGAUGAUACUGAGCUGGUCUGGAACACGGCUUCAGCAUGUCAUUAACGAUGAGAAUUCCAGAUUCUUUCACCAGGAGCGCGACAAAGCUCUGACCGUGCUCCGGUCGUAUGGAAUUGUCCACGGCGAUAGUGAGUGGCGCAAUAUGCUGUGGGAUGACCUGGGUGGCCGUUUGUUUGUCAUUGACUUGGAGGACGUGAAAUGGCUGAAGCGUCCUCGAACUCUAGAACCAAUAUCCAGCAACGCGCGGCGUGGUCAUCGCAUUGGGAACGGGGAAACAGGCAAAGCCUCCUAUCCAGGUCGACUGCUGUAUGCACAUGAAGGUCCACAGACUCAUGGACCACUGCGUUAG
Penicillium canescens is the source of this 2328-nucleotide messenger RNA. RefSeq lists its product as uncharacterized. NCBI's taxonomy places the organism in Eukaryota, Fungi, Ascomycota, Eurotiomycetes, Eurotiales, Aspergillaceae. The record is from RefSeq and is a predicted model, not a curated record. The transcript has a single exon. The coding region runs from base 1 to 2328 and encodes 775 amino acids.